GUGACCUGGUCGCUGGCGGGGCCGGGAAGUCGCGGCCCCGCGCCCAGCCCGGCCUCUUCCGCUGCCGCCGUGGGAAUGGAAACAUCUGCCCCACGUGCCGGAAGCCAGCUGGCGGCGACAACGACCACGCGCCCCUCCGGAUCGCCCCGCUCCGAUCCUCGGCGCGUGUCUUCGCGAGACGAGCUCGCUGAAAUGUCCGCGGCCAGUCAAGGAAAUUUUGAGUCGCUGGACCUUGCAGAAUUUGCUAAAAAGCAGCCAUGGUGGCGCAAGCUGUUUGGGCAGGAAUCUGGACCAUCAGCUGAGAAGUAUAGCGUGGCAACCCAGCUGUUAAUUGGAGGUGUCACUGGAUGGUGCACGGGAUUCAUAUUCCAGAAAGUUGGGAAGUUGGCUGCAACAGCUGUAGGAGGUGGAUUCUUUCUCCUUCAGCUUGCAAACCAUACUGGGUACAUCAAAGUUGACUGGCAGCGAGUGGAGAAGGACAUGAAGAAAGCCAAAGAGCAGCUGAAGAUUCGUAACAGCAACCAGAUAUCUACCGAGGUCAAGAGCAAAGCUGAGGAGGUGGUGUCAUUUGUGAAGAAGAAUGUUCUAGUGACUGGGGGAUUUUGCGGAGGCUUUCUGCUCGGCAUGGCAUCCUAAGGAGAAUGACUUCACUUUGAUUGUUCCCAGUUUUUCCCAACCAGCAGCCUGCAUCAUACGACAUCAAGUCUCUCCUCCUCUUCCUCUUCUCCCGUGCCUUCCUCCCUGCUGUGACCAAUCUGAAUGGCUCCUAUAGGCAUCUGUUGGUACAAGUUAAAACAGCCCUACAACGAGCUUGAUAGCGACGGAAGAGACAGUAGGCGUUAGCUCUCCUGCCAGCACACUCCCCACUUGGCCAGUCUGUAGGUAGCAAGAAUGUUCCUUUUCCCCCUACAUGAGAUGCUUAUCAGAACGCAUUGCAAGAUGGCUCCCUGUGGAGGACGAGUGGAUCCUCAAAGGUUGUCCAUACUGUUGAUUCGGAAAAGAAAUAAGCACAUACAUGUCCCAUCAUGUGCUGCAUGGGAAGGAUCUGAAUACAUUUGCCAUGAAGCAUGAAAGAUUUUGGUAUCUUGGCGUCUACUUUCUUUUUUAGUUGGUUUUAGAUUACAGAAAGAGAGCUAUUUAUACCUGCUAUAAUUAUCCCGACAAAAAUAGCAGUAAUAAGUACUGUAAUUGAAAAAUCUAAAUAUGGGAUGAACAUGUGCUAAAGGUAUAUGCUGUGCUGAAGGUAUUAUAUUCGGUGGGAAGGUUUUUAGGGAAACCCACUGUUACAAAUACAUUGUUGGAUGGUUAGACUUAGCGAAUCAUUUAGUGGCAUUAAGAUUGUCCUGGAAUGUUUUCCAUCAUACAGGAUAAUGCAUCUCGUGGCUGUUUCCAAAGGGUUUAUUAAUAUUAAAUGAUUUAGGUGGGAGAGGGGAGAAGCUCUUGGGUUUAUUUCAUAGAAAAGGUUUUAAGGUUUGAAAGAUUAAUAAGUACUCUUCACCUCAUGUCAAGACAUUAGGGGUAGCAAUAGCUCCUCUGUCCCAGUUCUACUCUUUCUUUAUCCAGUUAGUAUGAAAUAUAACAUUUAAAUCAGAACGAUAGUGAUAGCAAACGUGAAAUAAAUUAUUUCCAUCAUCAGGUACAAUCCGCUAUCUCUUGAUGACUCCAACUCUUAGAAUUACUCUUUAAAAUACGUUUAUAUACAAUUAGAAUAUCAGCUUCCAGAGAACAAGGCUUCCGUCUUGUUCACCAUACAGGGCCUGCCACUUAACAGGUGCUGCUUAUUUGUGGAAUACAUGAGUCAUGACUUCAUAGAAAGAAAAUACACUAGUAAAGGUUAGUUUUACUCGGAUUCACUUUUAAACUUGCAAACGAUCUCUUUUGAAAUAUCUGUGUGUUUCUAAGGCCAUACGUUUAAAAUGUUUGCCUUGUACCCUCGCAAGAGUGAUGUAUUGAAUUUGAAAAUUGAAGCUACCAGUGAGUGUGUGGAAUUUUAUAGAAUUCAUCUAUUUCCAUUUUCUCAUUAUACUACAGUAGUUAAGGCAACAUACAUUAUUUUGCUUGCAAUAUGUAUAAAUCAUCCCAAAGUCAUUAUGCUAAGAGCUUCUUUACUGUAUAUUUUUCUACAAGAACUUAAAUUGUUUUUUGUUUUUUGCUUUUUCACUUUUUAUUAUGGAAAUUUUCAAACAUAUAUAAAAAUAGAGAAUAUUGUACAGUCACCCCCUAUGUAUCCAUCACCCACCUGCGACAAUCAUCAAACUAUAUAGCUAUGCUUUUUUUUCAAUUAUUGUGAAACAAAUACCAAAGUAUUUUAUAUUUCUAUAUAUAUCUCUAAAACAUAAGAACUCUUUUUAAAAAUCAUACAUACAAUACUUUAUCAUAUAAAAAAUUAACAUAAUUCUUUAAUAUCAAAUAUCUGGCCAGUGUUCAAAUUUUCCUUGUCUCUUAGGUGUUUUACAUUUAGUUUGAAUCAAAAUUUAUACAAAGUUCACACUGUAUUUGGAUGAUCUGUCUCUUAAGUCUCCUUAGUCUUAUAGGUCCUCCCUCUACCUUCGCAGUAUAUUUAUUGACGACAUUGAGUCAUCUGUUUCCUAGUUCCUUACAUUCUGCUUCUGAUGCCUGGGUCUCUGGGUUAUGCCUUGUAUGGUGAUCAUGUCUGCAGCCACUUAACUCUACCUAUGUGACUUACCGACACCAGUGGAAUGCUUACAGCAAAAGCUGACUGAAGUACCCUGUGCCCCUUUGGGUUGCAUGCGGGGGACAGCGGCCACCCAAUGCCUCUACAGUGGGGUAAGGGUUGCUAUUUGGUCCAUCUCUUUUCCCUGUGAUUAUUAACAAGGGCAGCAAAGAUUACAGGUUGGUCUUAACUUGCCUUGAGCAGGUGUAAUAGAUAAUAGUCUGGCCUCAGACCCUAUCCUGGUUGUCUGAAAUAAAAUUUAUAGGCCCCUCCUGAAGUUUAUUCCCAGCUGGCUGCUUCUGGGACUGUGAGUGGUAUGGUUGAGGUUACUAUUGCAGGUUGGGUUCAUCCUGCUACUAUGAGAAUGGCCUUGAGUUCUGCCCACAGAGCGGGGCCACCACAACCACUUGUGAUUGUGCCAAGUUGGUGCUGAGAUUGAACAGUUGCAUCGGUGCAGACCUUGGGUUUCAGUUUAGCUGAACCAUCAGUGAAGUAGGCUCAGGCAUUUAGAGGAACCUCUGAAUCAAGCGAGACCCCAUUGUGCCAGCAGCUUUGCUUCAGGUGAUGAAGUGGGAGAUAAUGUUUCCCCCAAAAGAACAGCUGCCACCCUUCAUGCAAAACUGAGAUGAUAGAAGGGCCUGCCAGCUGCACCCUUGAAUGCACUAUUUUCAUUUGACUAGUUAGACCUGUUUAGCAAGGGAUGCAUUUCUCCAGUACCCAGAGUUCAAUAACGUGCUGGGCCUCCAUUUUAGUGGUGGUGAGGUUGAAGUUUUUCCUUGACUGACAGAGGGAUUGAGCCGUUGCCAAUAUGUCCAGUCCUGAGAAACUUGGCUUUGAAUGUGCCUGGGGUUUUGGUGCCCCCUGCUGGCAGAGAUGUAGUAACACUGUACUCGGGGCUUCCGACUUAUCAACCAACUGGAUGGCACCUGUAUAGUGAGAGCCCGUCGCCCCAUGGCCUGUGCCCUUCCCCUCCCGCACCCUGCAGUGUCUGGACAGUGCCCCCGCAUAGGGGCCCAUUCUGUCCCGUCUUUGGCCACUGCAACUCCACCCAGCAUCCUCACCACUGGGCCAACCUUUGACCCAGCACCCCUUUCUUUUCAGGCGUCUGAUCACUGUCUUGACAGAUGGACUCACAUGUUUUCAGUCUGUCCAAGGCCCUGUAUCCUCAUUGCUGACACUGUUUGAGCUCAGGGGACCCCCUGCUUGAACAACCCCAUUGUCAUGAGUGUCAUUGUCAUUGUGAUAACAUCCUAUCAGGACUCACCUUCUCCCACUCAGCCUCAGACUUUCAUUAACAGGACAGUCGGGGGUCUUAACCCCACCACUUGGGUGAGAGCCAUUGCUACUGGAUCUGGGCAGUUACUGUUUCAUGGAUGUUGGCAGAAGACCAGACGUGAUUCACGUUGGAAGACUGGAUUCUACAAGAAAUGAACUCUUACAUAAUUCUAGCUAACAUGUGCUUAGGGUGGGUGCCUGUGGUUUUGAAAGGGAGAGUUACUGUGUAGUUAAGUAUUGUAAGAAUGUCCUCUCCAUCAUCCUUUUGUUUGACAUUUGCCAAAAAGAUGGGCAUAAGUAAUGGUUGGGCUCUUAUUUGAAGCCUCUACUUUUGUACAGUCUGGGAAAAUACAAUAAAUCUCUGCUUGAAAAAAUGA
This is a messenger RNA of Cynocephalus volans (Philippine flying lemur), 4326 nucleotides long. RefSeq names its product FUN14 domain containing 2 (gene FUNDC2). The record is from RefSeq and is a predicted model, not a curated record. NCBI's taxonomy places the organism in Eukaryota, Metazoa, Chordata, Mammalia, Dermoptera, Cynocephalidae. Gene Ontology annotation, cellular component: mitochondrial outer membrane. The transcript has 5 exons. The coding region runs from base 76 to 636 and encodes 186 amino acids. Gene Ontology annotation, biological process: autophagy of mitochondrion.